UCCGUGUUUAAUAAUUAUCCUACAAGUUCUCAGCAGCCAUUUGUAAUUAAUUUACAUGCUGUUUUAUUUGUUUCAGGCGUUCGUUCCUUUAAUUUGUUUAUUGUCGCUAGCGGCCGCUGAAGCUCCUCUCGGGUAAGUUAAUUUAAGUACUGCAGUCGCCUUUAAGCAGUGUCUUACCUGCCCGCGUAGCCAACGUGCAUAUCGUUCACGCUCCGUGGCGAACGAAAUGCAACUGUCACAGUCGCACUAAUAUGGAAGAGUGAUAGAGAGAGAUAGCUACGAUACGCUACGGAGCGUGAACGAUUGUAACGUUGGCUACGCGGCCUGAGCGAAUAACUCGCGAACGCGAAGCAGCGCGGCGCGGCGCGGCGCGGCGCGGGUGAAUUGAAUCCUUUGAUACCUAUGGAAGAGCCUACGUGGGCGAUCUCCGAAUGUCGUUGGGCCGCCGCGCCGCGCCGCGUCGCAUUCGCGAGUCAACGCCCACGUAAGUAGCGCUGUAAGAGCUUACCCCUCUGUUGAAAACCUCGGCCAAUGGUCAUAUGUAUUGUAUUGACUGAUGUUUAUUUGACAUGGCUAUUUGUAGCCUUUGUAUGUUACGUUCAAAUAGCUAUACAUUCGACGUGUCUGUCCGCCGCAUAAAUCGGCAGACUGUUUUGUACAGAAAAUUACAGACAAGACGUCUCCAGUUGUUAAAUCUUUCAAGAUUUAAGUAUUUCUAGCCCCUGAUGCAAAAAGGGGAUGUUAUAAAUUUGACCACGUGUGUAUUUCUGUGACACCGUAGCUUUUAAACGGGUAACCGAUUUAGAUGCGGUUUUUUAAUGCAGUUUUUAUAGCGCUACUUGGAUACAUUUUAUAAAAAUCGGUUCAUUUGUUUCAUUGUAUAGGCGAUUUUUUAAAUUUUAAAUUUAUAUGAUUACCUAUUUUGAGGCUCUAUUGAGGCUACGUUAGUGCCCUAGAAUACUUUAACUCGAUGGAACAAUUGUUGGUAUAAUUAAAUGGCCUAUUAUAAGCCUUAUUGCAAAGUCAUAACGUCUACUAAUGCUCAGUUAAGUGUGUUACUGUUGUAUAUAGGCGUACGAGUGUUUUAUCGUAUUGAUCAUAAGUAAAUCAUCAUAAUUUGCUCUCGUAUUCUUGAAAAGUUGAAUAAAAAAAAAACCAAUCAAUUAAAAUAUGUAUUAUAUUGUAUAUGUAAAAACACACAUUGACCCCCUUAUUUAUAAACGUCUACUAAAGUUGACAAGCCGCUAAUAAUCGUUUGUCCCUUUCCAUCAUACCAAUACGUCGGAAAGGGACAAACGAUUAUUAGCGGCUUGUCAACUUUAGUAGACGUUUAUGAAUAAGGACAUAAAUUUUUCAUGCCAAGUAUUAGGUCAAGUAUGUCCUAUGGGAUAUCCAUAAUACAUAGAUGCAUUGUCACUGUCAAGUUAGUGUACACAAAAUCCGUUAUAUUAUUUAAACUGACUUGGUUUACAAUUCAUUCCAGCGACGGUUACGCCGCGGCUCGAUCAAGCCAUGACCACGGCCAUGGUUCCCAUAACCACGGUUCCAACCUCGGCCGUUCUCUCUCCACCGAAUACGGACCCCCUGGGGCCUCUAGUCGGUCCUUAUCCCAAGAAUAUGGGGCACCAAGUGCUCGAGGCCUCAGCCAAGAGUACGGCGCGCCAAGCGCCAGGGGUCUUUCUCAAGAAUACGGGGCACCUAGUGCUCGAGGUCUGUCACAGGAAUAUGGAGCGCCAAGUGCUAGAGGACUCUCUCAAGAGUACGGAGCUCCAAGCGCCAGGGGACUAUCGCAAGAAUAUGGAGCUCCAAGUGCCAGGGGACUUUCGCAGGAAUAUGGUGCCCCUAGUUCCAGAGGACUCUCUCAAGAAUAUGGAGCUCCCAGCGCCAGGGGACUUUCGCAAGAGUACGGUGCCCCCAGCGCUAGAGGACUGUCUCAGGAGUAUGGAGUUCCCAGUGCCCGAAGCCCUUCUGAAGAGUACGGAGCCCCUAGCGCUCGCGGCUUAUCUUCUACCUACGGCGCUCCUUCCCAAGACUUCUCCCGUGGACUUUCUCAGGAAUACGGAGCUCCUGGACUAAGAAACGCUCCUUCAGACUCUUACGGCGCACCUGCUUUCAGAAAUACCCCUUCGGAUUCUUACGGAGCUCCCCUGUCUUCUGGUCUUCAAGAUUUCCGAUCAGCUCCUUCUGAGGCAUAUGGUGCUCCGUCGGCUAGAAGUUUUGGGUCUCCUUCUCAGAAAUAUGGCGCUCCUGCUCGUAGCUCAUUCCGUAACUCUUUGUCUCAAGAAUAUGGUGCUCCUUCCACCCGAUCUUUCUCUGGCAGAAACUCUUUCAAAUCCGCUAAAGGCCGCUCUGGUUUCUCUACCCCCUCGUCUACAUACGGUGCUCCUAGUGGAAGGUCUUCUGACUCCUAUCCCCAAGGGCAUAAGGCUGGCUCGUUCGCAAGCGCCCGGUUGUCGGAUUCCUAUGGCGCGCCCGCUGCAAGGGGUCUCUCGGAUACCUAUGGAGCGCCCGGUGCAAGGAGCCUCUCGGAUACUUAUGGAGCGCCGAACAGCAGAGCUGCGGGGUUAAAGACCGGUGCUUUUGCUUCGUCUUUCGCUUCUGCCAGGUCAUCCCCCUCCUCCAAAUACGGCGCCCCCUCCGCCUUCGAUGCUAUGCCCUCCGAGGAAUAUGGCGUUCCUGAACAGUACGACUCUCUCUCAGGCCAGGGCUACGGGUACGCCAGGGGAGCUCUUGAUGAACUGUUGAACCAGGAGCCAGCGAACUACGACUUUGCGUACAAAGUGAACGACUUUGAAUCUGGCAGCGACUUCGGACAUUCGGAAACCAGGCAGGAAAACCGUGCUGAAGGCAGCUACUUCGUCGUUUUACCUGAUGGCACCAAACAGGUAGUAGAAUACGAGGCCGACGAGCGUGGUUUCAAGCCCCGCAUCUCCGUGGAGCCAGCAUCUGGCGGCUACGACGACAACGCCAAUAACAUCGGCCGUUCCGCUGAUGGACCUUAUUAAUAACACAAUAAGGAACAUUUUACUAUAACUAUCCGCCCAAACUGAGAACCGAGGUCAUAUUACUAUCUCUCUCAGUCUUACCAUGACCACGUAAGCGUGAAUGAGAAGUUUUACGACCCCAGUCGGCAGUUUGGUUUGCGGAUAGUAUAGAGGAGCAAAGUGAUGACUUGGCCAGCCAAUUAUUUACCACGAUUACGUUGCUAAUUUGUAGAAGCUUAUGAUCUAAUUGGCGUAAAGUCGCGGACAUCAUUCUCUUUUCCUCCAAUUAAACCAUAAUAAGAGUAACAAAGAAAGAUGUCGGCAAUUAGCGAACUUCGGUGUUCGCGGUAUGCCUCAGGUCACUUUGGUUCCCGAUCGGAAUGCGUUACCAUGAUUGCUCAGAAUUCAGUUUAAAAAGUCCAAUUCCAAUUUCAAACCAGUUUAAAGGACGAGAGUCAGCGAUGCCUUAUAAUAUGUUAGACUGCAAAAAUAUUACAAGUUUCAUUUAUACCGUUUCCUAAACUGGAAUUGUUAAUGGGCUUUUAAAAUUGGAAUUGCUUUAAAGUGUUUUUGUUUGCAAUUUUUGUUACGAACUUUACGAACGACUAGCGAAAUACUCAUUUAUUUAUUAUUUUUAUAGCAAAUUGAAAAAAUGUAUAAAAAAAGUACCUCAUAGUCUGUAAGUUGCUUGUGAUGUAGUGAUAAUUUAGUGCAAAUACAUUUUUAUGACGUUAUUUCAUACUUUUUUAUUUCGUAUAUUAAAAUUAAACCCCAAAUACGAUCACCUGCCUUCUUAGCAUCUCUUAGUGAUUGUUGAAUGAUAAUUGAUAACAAGAUUUACCACUUAUCUAUUGAUUAAUAAUCUUUUCGUUUCUCAUGCUCUGAAAAUGGGUCGUUAUUAUUGUAAAAAGUGUGCAGAAAAUGAUACAUCUCUGCUCUGGAGCACUGUACUUUCUAAGUAUAUGACGCGAUGUUCCAUCUUGAAGUUCCAGUUCAUAUCUUCCGGCUCCAUCAUCAGAUCAGUUCGACAGUACCAUAUUAUUGUAUUGUCAUCAGAACUACAUACAGCUGCCAAUUUUCAUGACGCUACGAUCCUUGGAAGAUGGCUAAAUUAGUUACCUUAGAUUCCAUUACAUAUUAGUUACAUACAGGUCGACCUAGUAAAAGCGUGUUAAAAAUACGCGAGUUGUCUUUAAAUUACUUUUCCUACUCCUCUACUGUUAUCUGUCAUUUAUGCAUUCGUUAACACGAAUAUAAGAACAUACAUAAAAGGUUUCAAGAAAAGUCUAUAUUGUCUAUUCCUCAUAACAGCACUUGUGCUUUUAAUCGCUAUAAUGUUACUGCGAUUAAUGGCUACUAACCUAACAAAAUCAAAACGAAUACAGUUUUAUACUAUAUGCAUUGAUGCCAACUUACAAAAUAUUCAUUUGGUUGCAUAGUAAAAACAAUUACUUCAUAAGUCAGAAACACGCAUGUGACACCCGUAAUAUAGCAACACCCAUAGACUACGAAGACCGCUUAGCGUUGUUUGUUAGUCUCCGUAGGCUACGGUGGCCAAAAUCGAGAAAAAACUGUCCAAAAAUUUAAUUUAGCAAGUAGCAAGUACCAGGGCCUCAUGAGUUACGAGAAGGUGUCGCCGACCGCCCGGGCCGCGGCGGGCCGGGCGCGUAACAAGGCAUGCUCGCGCGUCUUGGCCAUAUACUUUUGCUUUGUUUACCUAAAUUAAGAUUUAUUUUUGUUGACUCGUAGGAAAAGUAUUGUAUGCAACGUUGUAUAAGUAGGUCAAGAAAUGCUCGUGGCGUAUUCCUUUACAAUGUUCGCCUACGCCUUCGGCUCCGGCUCACAUUGUAAC
Messenger RNA from Cydia pomonella (codling moth), 4836 nucleotides. Its product is annotated as pro-resilin-like. The record is from RefSeq and is a predicted model, not a curated record. The coding region runs from base 1356 to 3005 and encodes 549 amino acids. Gene Ontology annotation, molecular function: transcription coactivator activity. Gene Ontology annotation, cellular component: RNA polymerase II transcription regulator complex. Lineage: Eukaryota; Metazoa; Arthropoda; Insecta; Lepidoptera; Tortricidae. The transcript is spliced from 4 exons. Gene Ontology annotation, biological process: positive regulation of transcription by RNA polymerase II.